This is a messenger RNA of Perca fluviatilis (European perch), 2815 nucleotides long. Its product is annotated as protein Ycf2. The transcript is spliced from 6 exons. The record is from RefSeq and is a predicted model, not a curated record. Bases 96 to 2084 code for a protein of 662 amino acids. Lineage: Eukaryota; Metazoa; Chordata; Actinopteri; Perciformes; Percidae.
CCCACCGGGAAAAUGCCCGGUAUGCCAGAUGGCCAGUCCAGCCCUGGCUACAGGCACCACCAGAUGGUCCUUUCAGGGGCCGUGGCAUUUGAGUCAUGAGAAACUCGAGAAAAAGUGAGCGCCAUGUGUCGACGACAGCGGUCAACCUGCAAGAUGGCCAGGCCUUACCCCAGGAACCAGAGCUGCCCCCUGCAGAGGUGGUACCCGUGGUGGCCCCUCCUAGCCUGAAGGAGGUGCAGCAGGCUGUGCAGGAGGCCUCAGAGCAGGUGGAGGGUCGUGGGGCAGAGGAAGUGCUGAAGGAGCUGCUGGAGAGGGUGGUGGUGGCAGCUAUGGGGCAGGUGGAAGGAGGAGGUGAAGAAAAAGCAGAUGAGGCAGCAGUGCAGGAGGCGUUUAAGGAGGAUGCACUCGGGGCUAAAAAAGGAGAGACUGAAAGUGACACAGAGGCUGAGGUGUCGGAGCAGACAGUGGAGGAGGAGGUGGAAGGUGAAGAUAUGGGUGCCGAGGGGGGAGAUACUGGGGUUGGAGAGGAGCAGGAGAUAGCGAAGGUGGAUGCAUUUGAAGAUGUAGUUGAGGAGGGCAAAGGAGCUGCCAAGGGGGACGAGGAGACUGUAGCUGGAUUUGUGCAGGUGACUACAGCAGGUGUAGAAACUGGAGGCAGAGAGGCAGAGGGAGUGGAGGUUAUCGGUGAGUCUCUAGACACCGAAGUCAGUCAGGAGGUUGUAGAGGAAGCUGUAGCUGCUUUAGAAGAGACAGGAGGGUAUUUAGCAGUGGAGGAGACAGGGGUGGAGGACAGCGAGGAGCAGGUUGUGUUAUGGGACGAAAGAGGAGCAGCUGAAUCAGAAACACAGGAGGUAGAGGAAACCCCAGCUGUUGUGGAUGUGGCAGUAGGUGGAGAGCCAGAGCAGGAGACCGUGGUAGAGUCUGACCCUAGCCUGGCGGUGGCUGAUGUGGAGCAGUUAGGGGAUGCAUGGGGAAAGGAAGAAACUCAGAUAGAUGAUAUGAAAGGUGAGGUGAUAGUACCACAUUUUGAUAAUUAUGAGAGAGAGACAACACAAACUGUGGCAGGAGAGCCAGUAGAGGCGGAGGACGAGGAGAAGGUAAACAUAGUGAAAGACGCUGAAGGACCAGAGGUAGAGGAUGAACAAGGCCAUUUAGUGGUGGAGGGAGGAGAUGCUGAAGAGGUUGAAGCAGAAGGUACAGAAGUAAGAGAAGCAGAAGGAGGUGAAAUAAAUGGAGGAAGUGUAAUCAAGGAGGAAUCAGUGGCAUUAGUGAAUGAGGGCGGUGACCAACAAGCAGGAGAAGAGGAGCAGAUUGCUUUGAAGACCUCACGUGGCAAUGAAAAAGAGGAUCAAGAAGUGCUGGUGAUCUCUGCCCCAGAGCCACUGGACGGCGAUGAAGCCUCCAUAGAGCAGAGCCCUGAGAACCAGGCUCCCACCCCCAGGACAUCCUUAGGUGGGGUGGAGACAGAAGAAAAUACACUUGGUGAUGAGAAAUCCAAUAAUGGCAAUGAGAUCAUUACCCAUACUGAUGACCUUUUACCACAUGACCCUGUUGUGGCCCAACCUACACUGGAUAAUUUUGUUAAGGAUUUUCCAGCUGAACCCCCUCAAGCAGAAGGGGAGGAACCAGGGGAGGCCAAUGAGCUGGUGGAAGAUACAGCCGGAAACACAGAGACAAGUGAGCUGGGACUGGAGGCAUGGAAGAUUGGGGCUAUUUCUGCUGCAGCCUUCUUGGUUUUGGAGACCGUUAUCAUCAUUAUCUAUAUCCUCAAACAUCCUCCUCGCAACAAAAACAGCAGUGUCCCGGCUCUACAGCGAGCAUGUGAGGAAGGGUGUGUUGAACCAGAGGCAGCUACAGGAGGUGACUGCCGUGACGACACACUUCCUGCAGGCAAUGGGGACGCUCAACAGAUAGCAGCACAUGACCCAUUUGAUGUAGCUUCAACCAUGGCCCAAAACAAAGAGCAGCAUGAAGAGGAACAUGCAAUAGCCAUGUCCGACCUCCCGCCCAGCUCCGCAGAGGAGUCGGCCAAAACUGGACCAGGACCAGACUCCUCACAAGACCUCAGGACUUCCAUUCUCUAGGGGGUCCAACUGUUUUGUCUGUUUUUACUGUAUCUAAACAAAAUCCAAAAAGCCACUCUCCAUCCCUGCACCUAAUCUACCCAGACACCCAAUGAAUUACCCUACAUUCUCAAACCCUAACCAACCCGACACAGACUGCCUGGAAUUCUGACUAUAAUAACUACUGUAUAUGUAAUACAUUUGUAUUUGGUGUUUGUGACCGCAUGUCUGUUUGUGUGAGUGUAAAUUGAAAGAAAAAGAUACUGUCACACAUUUGGCAUAUGUGAGCAUGUGGAAAUAGGAGUGUGCAUUAACAGGUGAGCACACUGUUGGAAAAAGUGAACAGGAAGAGCAUGUAUUAAAAUACUCUGUGCAUGUAUGAGUGUGUGUGUAAAUAGGAUAAACAUGUUAUGAAUCUAGUUUGAUGUCUGUAGGCUUUUUAGGCUACAAUGAAAUUGUUAAGAAAUGUUUUUCAUACUGACCAAAUUAGUCAUGCUGUACAAAGCUGUUAGAAAUGAUGUGAAAAGGGCAGUGGGUAUGACCAAUUUUCCAACCAAGUUUUAUCAACAAUUCACAAAAGCCUAUUUUUACAGUAUCAUGGAGUACCACACUCGCCAACAAGAAAUAAAAAAACAUUUGAGAUAACAUUGACAUUAAGUUUAAAACUAUUUGAUUUUUAUUCUAAAUAACUCCUGACCUGUGUAUCAUCAUUUGUGAUUUGAGCAAUUCCAAAUUAAAAUGAUAAUGUUGAA